AAUUCAAGUGAUAAAAAUGGAAUUCGUUCCGAUAAAAACUGAAUUUGUCCCUAUAAAAUCUGAAUUAGAACCCAUCAAAACUGAAAUAGACAAAACUUUUGAAUGUCAAGCAUGUGCUGGAGAAGCUUCAAAUGGAGAAAAUUCCGUAACACUAAUUAAUUUGUUCAAAAACUUGACUGGAAUUCAGCCCCUUUGUGAUGACUCAGAGAUAAUUUUUUGCAAAAAUUGCCAAUCCACACUCGAAGCAUUUCAGUUAUUCAAGAAUUUGUGCGAACAAACGCAUGAAAUCUUCAGUAAUCGACUUUUAAAUGAAGAAAAACCUUCAGAAGAGCUCGUCGUUCAUGUUCAAGUCGAAAAGAAAAGGCACUCGAAGGAUGUUGGAUUCUACAUUUGUGAUCUUUGUCAGAAAAAUCUAAGUUCAAAACGAGCUCUAAAGGCACAUUUUGAGAAUUAUCACCCGAGUGACGAUGGAAUUGCUUAUAAAUGCCCGGAUUGCGACUCAAUUUUAUCGUCUUUGAAGAAUUUGAAGAGACAUCGAACAAGACACAAUGCAGGAAGGCCCUUUGAAUGCUCGGAAUGCGACAUGAAAUUCGGAAAUAAGCAGAAUUUGUAUUAUCACGUGCGAUAUGUGCAUAAAACUGGGAAGAAAUACGUUUGUGCGGAGUGUGGAUAUGUUUGCUAUAAUCCAACGGCGAUGAAUCAACACAACGAACGACAUCACAGCACCGAGAAAUUCCGUUGUGACAAAUGCCCGAAGGAAUGCAAGACUCGUGGCGACUUGCGGGAACACAAACUCGUGCACGAAAACCUCCCAAAGACAGUUCCUUGUCCCGAAUGCGGCGCCAUGUUCAAACAUAUAAAGCAAAUGCGGACUCACGUAAGAGCUGUUCAUGCGGCGAAGAAGAAAUUCGUUUGCGAAACUUGUUCCAAAGGUUUUGUCUCGAGAAAUGCGCUUGAACGACAUUUUGUUACACACACGGGCGAACGAAAAUUCCCAUGCUCCUUUUGUGGACAAGCAUUUACGCAGCAACAGGCACUUAAGAGACACUUGACAACUCACACUGGAAUUCGUCCUCAUGCAUGCCCGCACUGCAAUCACACGUUCGCGGAAAAGUUUUACAUGAAAAAACACGCCGCCAAUUGCUCGAAGAAGGAAAAAACUUGA
Molecule: messenger RNA, 1165 nt
Organism: Culicoides brevitarsis
Lineage: Eukaryota; Metazoa; Arthropoda; Insecta; Diptera; Ceratopogonidae
Product: oocyte zinc finger protein XlCOF6.1-like
Exons: 3
Coding region: 17-1165 (382 amino acids)
Source: RefSeq, a predicted model, not a curated record